Monoraphidium neglectum is the source of this 451-nucleotide messenger RNA. RefSeq lists its product as hypothetical. The record is from RefSeq and is a predicted model, not a curated record. The transcript has a single exon. Lineage: Eukaryota; Viridiplantae; Chlorophyta; Chlorophyceae; Sphaeropleales; Selenastraceae. The annotation marks the transcript as partial.
CCCUGCGCUGGCGGGGCCGGAGGCCGCAGCCAGCGCAGAGGCGGCGCCCCCAGCGGAGGCGUUGCAACGCCUCCGCCUCCAACUGGAGGCGCCCGCUGCGCGGAUGAGCGGAGCGGGCGGUGCGGAGCCUGCCCCGGUGCGCCCCUCGUUCAGCACCAUUGCGGCCGGCCUGGCCGACAGGGAAUCCACCGGCCACGGGCGGGCCCGCAGCUCGGGUCAGCGUGACACCGCCAGCGGCCAAGCGGCCCCACGUCACAGGCCUCGCCUGCCCGCCGCCGCGGGUCCCAUCAUCACCUUGACCGACGCCACGGCGUGCGCCUCACGGCGCGUCCCCGCGCCGGUCGCCCCGCGCCCGCUUCCCCGCGCCCGCUUCCCCGCGCCCUCGGAUGAGGAGCAAUACACGGCUGCGGGGGCCGCGGAGCGCUGGCGGACCCUGGGCCGCACUCAUUAG